Cladocopium goreaui is the source of this 1353-nucleotide messenger RNA. NCBI's taxonomy places the organism in Eukaryota, Dinophyceae, Suessiales, Symbiodiniaceae. The record is from the annotation of a GenBank genome assembly.
AUGAAAAAACAGGUUGCCAAGGCUACUUCGGCAGAUGCAGCAGCUGGGAAUGCUGGCCCCACAGAUGAUACCCAACCGGCCACCGAAGAAGAAUUGGCCCAAGCAAAGGAUUCUUCAAAGACCAAAGAGAAUAAGAAUAAGCCAGUUCCCGCUGCCCGCAAAGCAGCAGCCGCCAAGACCAGAGCAGCCCCUAAGUCUCCAGAGCCUUCCCCACUGAAGUCUCCCAAUCCUCAACCCUUGAAGCGAUUGAAGGGGAAACAGCCCCCCAACGAGAGCAAGAUAAUUGAGGAGUUACAAGAGGCCAAUCGAAAGAUGGCAUUGGAGCUGCAACAGCUUAAGGAGAACACGAAGCGUGUAGACAACUUCAAGACUCCACCCCCGAAAGUGUCAGCACCAUCACCCGAAAAGGGAUCACCUACCCCAGUUUCCCAAACUGCUCAGGGAUCAAAGGGGGACCCGAAGGCCAAAAAGGUCAUUAUGCCCCCUGGUGACCGGCCACCGCCUGCAACUGAAGGCGCCAAACUCAACCGUUUGCGCCGCCUGUGCGAAGUGAAGCCGUCGGGAAAAUGCCAGGUUCCCGCUUCCGUUCACGAACGCUGGAAGCAUGGGUCUAAGGAGGACAAGGAAGCCAUGAUAGAAGAGCUGGAGAAAGUUAACUGGUCCAAGGACAUGUUCAUUUCCCGAAUUACCAAAGUGAUCUCUCAGAACAAGAAGCUGUCCCGGCGCAAAAAACGAGGGUGGUUUACAAAGGAAGAGAUGGCCAAGACUUUGGGUUGGAGCACGUCCUACAUCAAGUGUGCUGUCGAUUUCUGUGAAAAGACUGGGAACGACCGCCUGUGCAAGCGUGACCGGUACAACAAGAAGCUCAAGCGCUACUAUGUGGUUUACCAAGAGGAGGAGGAGGAUCUUUCUGAAGACGAAGAACAGCGCCGACACGAUGCCAAUGGCCAGGAGGUUGAGUUCUUGCGAAUUGGGAACCCCAGGGAUGAUGAUACUGAAGAGGAUGAUGAUGAUGACGAUGAAAAGGAGGCCAAUGCAAAGGUCGUCAACCAUGGGCAGAAGGAGUUGCAACGAUUCUCAACGUUCACAUCCAGCUUGUUGAGCCGUUCUUCUAAGCUAUCUGAACUGAUUGGCCAAUUGGAGUCCGAACUUGGGGACAAGAACCCUGAGAGUUCUGAAGGGAAGCGUGUGGCAAAGUCUGUGCAAGGCUUGGAGCAAGCCAUCGAGACCCUCGAUGCCCAGUUCCAGGCCUGUGAGUUGGUCAAGAUCGAUGUGGGAGGCUUGUCCAAUAAGAACCUCCCAGAGCCUGACCAAAAGGUGUCCCUUGGUGGAACUAUAUUUCCAGAGAUUUGA